Molecule: messenger RNA, 1033 nt
Organism: Aphis gossypii (cotton aphid)
Lineage: Eukaryota; Metazoa; Arthropoda; Insecta; Hemiptera; Aphididae
Product: DNA polymerase theta-like
Exons: 5
Coding region: 466-1008 (180 amino acids)
Molecular function (GO): nucleic acid binding; ATP binding
Source: RefSeq, a predicted model, not a curated record
AUCUACAUCGUGCGCGAAUCCAACGAUUUUCGAUUAUUUCAUGGUGUCAAAAACGAUAAAUUGCGCCAAAAUAUCGGUCUUAUCUGGAUUUUGAUUUUUGAACACUUCCCUUAUCAGUGUUACAACAUAUUUUUUUUCAUUUGUAAACAAAAACAAAUGCAAUUUACUAUUUAUUAUUUAAUAAUUUUUUAAUUUACAUUUACUAAAUGCACUAUGUAUAGUAUGUAGUAUGUACUUACUACCUACUACCUACAUAGUGUGAUAAUUGCAUUACCAAGUACUGCAUUACUGUCGUAACAAAUAAAUGUCAAUAAUAAUUAUGUUUUAAUAAUGUUUUUGAUUCCAUCUCAUUCACAUCAAAUUAUGAUUAAUAAUGCAAAGCAUAAGUCUAUUUCAGUUUUAUUUUAUUUUCAUGUUACUGUAAUAUAUAGUCAAUUUUAAUAUAAUUUAAUAUAAAAACCUACAAUGACCGAUGAUUUGUGCAGUAUUGAUUCGUGGGGUUUGCCUGCUCAAAUCGUUGAAAAUUAUAAAAAACGAGGUAUUAUAUCAAUGUUUCCUUGGCAAGUGGAAUGUCUAACUAGUGAUGGAGUAUUGGAUGGUCGCAAUUUAGUGUACUCGGCGCCUACAUCAGCUGGAAAAACUAUGGUAGCUGAAUUAUUAACAAUGCAGACAGUGUUAGAAAGAGAUAAAAAAGUUUUAAUAAUCCUUCCUUUUGUAUCAGUUGUACGAGAAAAAAUGUUAUAUUUUCAAGAAUUAUUUGAAGGAACAAAUAAAAGAGUUGCUGGAUUUAUGGGCAGUUAUACUCCAGCAGGGGGAUUACGUUCUGUAAAUAUUGCUAUUGCUACUAUUGAAAAAGCUAAUGGUUUAAUAAAUCGCCUGAUGGAGGAGGAUGGACUGCAAGAUGUUGGUUGUAUAGUUGUAGACGAACUACAUAUGCUAGGUGAUUCAAAUAGAGGCUACCUACUAGAAUUAUUGCUAACAAAAAUUAAAUACAUGUCUAAAAUGUAAGUAAUUAUUUAAAACCAUAUUUUAU